Messenger RNA from Rhizoctonia solani, 639 nucleotides. Its product is annotated as RNA recognition motif protein. The transcript is spliced from 3 exons. Lineage: Eukaryota; Fungi; Basidiomycota; Agaricomycetes; Cantharellales; Ceratobasidiaceae. The coding region runs from base 1 to 639 and encodes 212 amino acids. The record is from RefSeq and is a predicted model, not a curated record. Gene Ontology annotation, molecular function: mRNA binding.
AUGGACUACUCUGGAUACUACAAUCAAGGCUACACUGGCGGAUCGGGUGACUCUAACCCGUAUCAUAAGCCAUACCAGCCUUCAGCUGCGGCGCUUGCGUGGCAACAGUCCGGAUCGUCAUCGCGUGCACCGGCGAAUGCGUACGAGUACGAUGUCGGAGCUGCUGCUCAGGGAAGCGCAUACGUUCCAGGAGCAAUGUUGGAUAAAAAGGGAGGGAGCGGAGGGAAAUUGGCCAAGGGUGGAAAGAGGACAACAGUUUUGCGAAAGGGCGCGGGAAAGGUGUGGGAGGACCAGACGUUGCUUGAGUGGGAUUCGAGCUGGUCACGGCUUUUUGUCGGCGAUCUGAGUAACGAUGUGUCGGAUGAUGUAUUGGCCAAUGCAUUCAACAAGUAUCCCUCUUUUCAAAAGGCGAAAGUGAUUAGAGAUCGUCUCUCACAGAAAGCCAAAUACGGCUUUGUCGCGUUUUCCGAUCCUGAAGACUUUUUGAAAGCUUGGAAAGACAUGGAUGGUAAAUACGUAGGCAACCGUCCCGUCAAACUCAAGCGUGCAGAUGCAGCGAUCCGACCUGUCGAGAUUGGACAUCGCAAGGCGAGGCAACUCGACAAGGAUCGCAAGAACAACAAGCAUAAACCUUACUAG